UUUCUGCCGGAAGAACAGUUGGCUGCUGGGUUGGGGGGCGCGGUGGAUAUUGACCUUUGCCCCUGCUUCGUCGUCGGGGCACAGCGCAUCUCCCGCAGCCUGCUUCCUCCCACAGACUGGUUUCCGGCCUCCAAGCCUCCGGCGAGAUGUUACUGUGGGUGCUGCUGCUCCCCGUGUGCUGGGCCGUGGAGGUCAAGCGGCCCCGGGGCGUCUCCCUCAGCAACCAUCACUUCUACGACGAGUCCAAGCCUUUCACUUGCCUGGAUGGCUCGGCCACCAUUCCUUUUGAUCAGGUCAAUGAUGACUACUGUGACUGCAAAGAUGGCUCGGAUGAGCCGGGCACAGCUGCUUGUCCUAACGGCAGCUUCCACUGCACCAACACUGGUUACAAGUCCCUGUACAUCUCCUCCAGAUGGGUCAAUGAUGGAGUGUGUGACUGCUGCGAUGGGACAGACGAGUACAAUAGUGGGAUCAUCUGUGAGAACACUUGCAAAGAAAAGGGCCGCAAAGAGAGAGAGACGUUGCAGCAGAUGGCAGAGGUUACCCGCGAGGGGUUCCGCCUGAAGAAGAUCCUUAUUGAAGACUGGAAGAAGGCCCGGGAAGAGAAGCAGCAAAAGCUCACUGAGCUACAGACCGGAAAGAAGUCCCUGGAGGACCAGGUGGAGAUGCUGCGGAUGGUCAAGGAAGAGGCUGAGAAGCCAGAGAAGGAGGCCAAAGACCAGCACCAGAAGUUAUGGGAAGAGCAGCAGGCUGCCUCUAAGGCCAAGCGGGAGCAGGAGCUGGCAGCUAACGCCUUCCAGGAGCUGGACGACAACAUGGACGGGAUGGUCUCGGUGGCCGAGCUGCAGACUCACCCGGAGCUAGACACAGAUGGGGAUGGAGCGCUAUCAGAAGGGGAAGCCCAGACCCUGCUCGGGGGAGACACACAGACGGAUCCUACUGCCUUCCACAACCGCUUCUGGGUUGCCAUCAGGGACAAGUACCGGUUUGAGGUUCUGCCCACCAACCCACCAGCACCUUCCGCGCCUGAACUGAUGGAGCCCAAGGAGGAGCAGCCCCCAGUGCCCUCACAGCCCACAGAGGAGGAGGAGGAGGAGGAGGAGGAAGAAGAAGAAGAAGGGGAGACGGAGGAGGAGGAGGAGGAGGAGGAGGAUUUACAGGUGCAGGGGGAGCAGCCCAAGGAGGCCCCGCCCCCACUCACCCCUCCUCAGCCAGCCAGCCCCACUGAGGACAAAAUGCCACCAUAUGAUGAGCAGACACAGGCCUUCAUUGAUGCCGCCCAGGAGGCCCGAAACAAGUUUGAGGAGGCUGAGCGGUCCUUGAGGGACAUGGAGGAGUCCAUCAGGAACCUGGAGCAGGAGAUUUCCUUUGAUUUCGGCCCCAGCGGGGAGUUUGCCUACCUGUACAGCCAGUGCUAUGAACUCUCCACCAAUGAGUACAUCUACCGGCUCUGCCCCUUCAAGCUUGUCUCACAGAAACCCAAGCUCGGCGGUUCCCCCACCAACCUCGGCACCUGGGGCUCGUGGGCUGGCCCUGAACAUGACAAGUUCAGCGCCAUGAAGUACGAGCAGGGCACUGGCUGCUGGCAGGGCCCCAACCGCUCCACCACUGUGCGCCUACUGUGUGGGAAGGAGACCGUGGUGACCAGCACCACGGAGCCCAGUCGCUGUGAAUACCUCAUGGAGCUGAUGACACCUGCUGCCUGCCAAGAGCCACCCCCAGAAACACCUGCAGACAGUGACCACGAUGAGCUCUAGCCCCAACCAGAAGAGGACCUCAAGGCAUGGAACCAGCCUCCACUGGUGCCAUCUGCCUGCCCCAGUCUGUAGACAAAGGUCUGCCCCUCUGACUCUCCUUGCCCUCCCCACAGGCAGGAACUCUGAGGGGCCCCCUGCCCUGCUCUUGGGAGGCCGGGUUGGGCAGAGCCAUUUUCCCAGGCCUCAGUAGCCCCCAAAGAUGGACUGAGGGAGUGCAUCCUCCUCGGGCCCCAGCCUGCCCUCUGCCCAGGGCAUCUGCCUCCCUGCUGGUGGGGAUGGUGAACUGACUGUGACCGUGAAACAAUAAAUGAC
This is a messenger RNA of Molossus molossus (Pallas's mastiff bat), 2069 nucleotides long. It is a transcript of the gene PRKCSH, whose product is annotated as protein kinase C substrate 80K-H. Lineage: Eukaryota; Metazoa; Chordata; Mammalia; Chiroptera; Molossidae. The coding region runs from base 147 to 1757 and encodes 536 amino acids. The transcript is spliced from 18 exons. The record is from RefSeq and is a predicted model, not a curated record. Gene Ontology annotation, cellular component: glucosidase II complex. Gene Ontology annotation, biological process: N-glycan processing; liver development. Gene Ontology annotation, molecular function: calcium ion binding; protein binding.